Messenger RNA from Dermacentor silvarum, 8688 nucleotides. It is a transcript of the gene Eip78C, whose product is annotated as ecdysone-induced protein 78C-like. The record is from RefSeq and is a predicted model, not a curated record. Gene Ontology annotation, biological process: regulation of DNA-templated transcription. Gene Ontology annotation, molecular function: sequence-specific DNA binding; zinc ion binding; nuclear receptor activity. The transcript is spliced from 9 exons. Bases 390 to 1763 code for a protein of 457 amino acids. Lineage: Eukaryota; Metazoa; Arthropoda; Arachnida; Ixodida; Ixodidae.
UACUUCGCGCUCGCCAUAUUGCCGCUGUGCGCUCGCGCUCUGCGGCGCAGGAGCGUCUGCUUGGCAAUUUUCUCUCCGCAGGGCUCGUGCUCGCCGGGCACCUGCAAAUGGCUGCACCGCGCCGAGAUCCACUGCAAUGCAAUCCGGGCGGCGAGUGCACGUCCAGUGCAAGGCCUAAAUGAGAGCACAGGGCCCGAUGGUGCAAGUGCGGAGGGCGCAUUUCUGGCGGCCUGGCGAAGGAGUCCGCGGUUCGCCCCGUGAAGCCUGCGGGACCCCCUGAGCGUGCGUGCACCCCGUUUGCAAGCGCCGAGAGCGACGGGCGCCCAGCCCAGCCCCCCUUUGGAGGAAGUUUGCGUGUGAUGUGCGAUGUGCCCUGCUGAUGCGUUGCUAUGGACUCUACGGAUAACACGGAGGAAAGAGAAGACGAAAAAUGCCCCACCACCGCUCGCGCUGCGACUCCUGACAUCAGCGAGGAUACUUCACUGCCUGACCAAGAGCAAAGCUUCGCGGCGGCCGACUCGAACAGCAGCAGCCCAGCCAAGUCGUUCGUGGCGUGCAAGGUGUGCGGAGAUAAGGCGUCCGGCUACCACUACGGUGUCACCUCCUGCGAAGGGUGCAAGGGUUUCUUCCGAAGGAGCAUCCAGAAGCAAAUUGAAUACCGCUGCCUACGGGAUGGCAAGUGCCUGGUGAUCCGGUUAAAUCGUAACCGCUGCCAGUACUGCCGCUUCAAGAAAUGCUUGGCUGUGGGCAUGUCUAGAGACUCGGUGCGGUACGGGCGAGUGCCCAAGCGUUCCCGAGAGCGGGGUGGCUCUUCAGGCCUCUCGGGCGAGGAGGGCCUCUCACUGGGCAGCCCCGGGGAGGCUGACCAGUGUGCACGGGACCUCGAAAGCCAGCAACUCGCCAUGUACGACAUCAUCCUGACCAUCUCCCAGGCGCACCACGCCCACUGCGCCUACACGGAGGAGAAGACACGCGCCCUUGUGCGCCGGCCAGCGAUCUUCAGCCUGGAAGAGGUUGGGGGCAGUGGCGAGGGCCCAGGCAGUGCGCCGCAGCCGGACAGCCCCGAGCAGAGCAAACUGGGCCUAUGGCAGCAGUUUGCCACCCUGGUGACCCCCUCGGUCCAGAGGGUGGUCGAAUUCGCCAAGCGGGUGCCAGGAUUCCUUGAUCUCGUCCAAGACGACCAGCUCAUUCUCAUCAAGGCCGGCUUCUUUGAAGUGUGGCUGGUGCAUGUAUCUCGAGGAGUGCUGGUUGGUCUCCCACACGACACGCUCACCUUCAGUGAUGGCACCUACCUCAUUCGGCAGCAGCUCGAGCUUAUGUUUGAUCACGACUUUGUAUCAGCAAUGUUCAACUUCUUUGUGGCUUUCAACAACCUUCAGCUGAAUGACACGGAGAUUGGCCUCUUCUCAGCCGUUGUGCUACUCACAAAUGAGCGCAGCGGGCUGUACGACAGCAAGGCCAUCGACAUGGGCCAGAGUCGGCUGUGUGAGGCGCUGCGGCUGCAGGCGGGCCGCAACCACCCGGGGGACCCGGGGCUUCCCGGGCGGGCAUUGGCCUUGCUGGGGCCCCUCCGUGCCCUGGGGCUGGCACACGCCCGGCACCUGGCUUGGCUGCGCCCGCACUGGCAUGCCUUGCGCCUGCCCCCACUCUUUGCGGAGAUCUUUGACAUCCCCGCUGCACAGCCCCAGACGCCACAGCAGCAGCAGCCGCAGCAACAGCAGGCAACAGAGGACGCCGCUGUGGCAGGAACAGCUGCUUCUUGAAGGCUGCUCUCAGGUAGCCCAUCUCCACAGCGCCAUUGGUCCUCACCAAUGUUUUGAGUGGUGUGAAUCUGGACAGAUCCCGUGAGGCAUCAGCAGACUCCUGCAAGAAUCUCAUUGUGGGACCUUUUCUGUCCAUCAUCAGUAAUUUAUUUCUUCAUGCGGUGGCCAUGGCACAAAUGAUGAGCCCGCAACAUUUUCGCGCCGCCUCAAACUGUGCUGUCCUGUGGACCUUCCUGGAACGAUUGCCUUUCAUGGACAUCUCAUAGGCAUUCCUGUUCUGGGGCAGACCACAUGGGUGUGAUGGCAUGGAAAUGCUAUGGCUGUUCUGUGUUUUUACGAGUAGAUAAAUGGUAUGUGGGCAAAAACACAAGGCAAAGUCUGUGUUAACAACCACGAUGAGGGAAGGUUUGCUAAGUAAGUCUUGGGUAUAGGGAGUCCUAUGAUGCUAGCUCCCGCAAUAGAGUGUCAACACAUAGCUGCACAGGACACCACAGUAGAAUGAACAUACUCACCUUGACGCUAGUGUUCGAUAAAGUCGGCACAUGACAGUCCCGGUUGUACAGAUCUUGCCCAAGGUUCAGAGAUUACUAAGUCCACUGCAGCAUCUUACGGGAAAGCUUGAAGAUGGCCUAGUCGGUGCACCAUCAUUCUAGAUUGCACUGUAAAAUGUGCGAGAUAGCUAAACUCAAUCAGUGAGAACAACUACGGUGAAAACAGACAGGCUGUUCUUGUUAGGUAGAGUUUUAUGACUGGCCUGCCUUCCUUUAUGUGUCCUUGUUGGGUGCAUUCAUUGAGGUCUGCUUGUGAGAAAGAGUAGUAUCAGCUUUAAGUGUGUACUUCAAAUAUAAAAAGCAAGGUGAUCGGUGUUCGUUCUAACUGUGCUUGUAAUGUAUAUAGUGUACAGUGUUUUAGGCAGCAUCAGCUCUCCAUAUUAUUUGACUGUUCAUACGCAUAGCUCCUCUAUCGUCCAUGAAUUUAAGUCUCUUGUCACGCAAAAUGUAGUAGGUUAUGUUUAUUUAUAGCCCCAGUUAGGCUUGCACGAUCAGCACUGUGAAGUUGGCAAGUAAGUUUUCUUACAGUAGCCGACAAAUUUUUAUGCACUCUUUUUCAAAAUUUUCUGAACCAAUUUAUGGGGGGAAAAGCUGCACAUAGGGUAAAUAUGGUUAUCAUUCAUUGUGAGCUGCUAUUCCCACUUUGAAAUUUCAUCAAGGUCAGCAGUAAGUCGCCAUUUUUGGCAGGAGAUAUGCGUCUUUUGCACGUCUAGCACCAAGACUAGUAUAGCAGCCAUCGGAAUAAGGUAUGUGCGUGCUGUCCAGUCAAGUUCGAAUUAGCUGGCGAGGACAAUUUCAGGAUCAAAAUAACGAAAGUUUCAGCCCGUAGAAAAUUAUGGGUGCCUGACGGAGCUGUUGGACGAGAUCAAAUUAACCGACAAAUAGCAGUUUUGCCCAUAAUGCGAAGCGGUAACGUGACAGCUGGCACAAUAUUAUGUGCAGCAAGUCGUGCACUGUUCUUUCUAGCAUCAGUUGGAGUAAGCAUUUGCAGAUAUGCAAAUUUAUGUAGCUGACAGAGUGUAAUUUAAUAAAAUUAUUCUUCCAUCAAAUAGUUUUAUAGACUGCUCAGUUUCUCAGCAAUCUGAGAUUCCCAGUCUAAUGAAAUUGGUCAGCAUCUUUAGUAUUUGGCAAAAGAUUAUAUGGUAGCUCUUGCAGCUUCACUGAUAAGUGUAUUGCGUGUAUUUUUAUGUAGCUAUAAUAGGUUAGUCUGAUGUUGUGUGUAUCGAAUAACCGGAGCGACUGAUGGCAUCUGUAAAAUAGGGCGUACACGUUCGUGAACAUUAUUCAUGUUUUACAUUCUUAGCCUCCUCGUUUCUUUUGUUUAAUUUAUGUCUUAAUGUUGCAUGGUUGCAUUCAAGCUGGAUCAUAUGUGAACAAAGCAGAUCACCAUCUACUCUCAACAUGUGCACCAGUUCACCACCAGCAUUACGUGCACAUUUUGUGCUUGUUUCUCUCCAUAGAACCUAUGCAUGACAUCAUUUUCUACACAUCAUGGUCAUUGAAGCACGUCAGCAACAUCAGUUUGAUAGUAGUGCAGUCAUCAGUCUGUUAUGAACCUGUUCCACUUCACUGCCAAUAAGUCUUCAAAAGGCCUUUCCAGGUUCAGCUGAUGGCUAGGCAAUUCUCUGUUUGACUUAUAAACUGUUACAUAUGUAGAGGUGUUAUUUUGAUGCAAAAGGAGAACAGCAUUUCAAAUAGGUAGUGAUUGUAGCAGCUACACUGUGAAUCGCACCUGCAACAUCUCGGUUGUAAAUGUCAUGUAGGAAUAACUUUUAAGUAGUUUCAGAAACCCGUGUGCAAGCCUUGCGAAUUGGAGAGAGGAAGGGAGAGAGGUGAUUUUGCUAUCUACACUCAGAAUAUUUAUACAACAAAGCAGUACGAGACAGGUCACAAGCAUACUCACUAUGCUGUAACAGCCGUUAAAAAUGAAAAUAUAUAGGCAUUUUUAUUUUCUCUUGUUUUCAAAGAUGCAGAUGCACAGGAGCGUACUUUAUUGUGCAAAUGCUUUUCUGUACACCUUUGUGCACAAGGGGGCUGUUCCGUCUUGAAAGGUGCUUGCUUUGCCGUUUUUCCCCGAGUGGUGCUUUCUCUCGUCUUUUCUUCCGUCUGUCUGCCCCAGAACAGGAUGCUAGUGCUUGCCGCAUCAUGGUGUGCCAGUGUUCAGACUACUGCUGUGUUCUCCAGAGUGUCCAGUGUCGCUGCUGAAUAUGCAUUUUCGGAGGCACCUGUGGUCCAGAGCAGUGCGCCACCUUUUGAAUUGUGCAGAGGAGGCCAUCUGUUUUCUCACGCACGCACAUGCAAAUGCGAUGCUUGCUGGGAACACCUACUAGCUGCCUCUUCUCGGGCUCUGCAAGUGAGUGUGGCACUCAACAGGGCAACCAUUUCUGCCGCCACUGUCCCACCAGGAGCUGGGCUCAAGUAAUGGUGGUGGCAGAGGCUGGCGACAUCUUUGACAACUACGACGAUGACGUCCUUCCUCAUUUGGUGUCAUGUGGAGACUUGCCCCAUUUGUUGAUGAGUGUGUGUGUGUGGUGCAUGCGUGAAGUUGUGGUUCACUGCCAAGGUCUUGCCCAGCCUUCAUUCUAAUGCAUACUACAGUUGCUCACUGUUCUUGUGGUUCCUUGUUACCCGAGCCAGAUUGAUCGCAACCAUUAUUGCCCUCUUCAAACUCAUCGUCGUAAUCUGCUGUAGGUUGUUGAUUGGUGACGUAAGUCGGGGUGCAAGAUGCUAGCUGCCCAAUACGUGUAGCUUUGGCACAAAGCCUGGUAAAAGUGGGUCGGCUUGUACAUUGAGGUGUACACCCUUCUUGUGUUUUAACAAUGUCACGGAAACAUUGACUAGCAAGCAAGUCUGUGCAUAGCAGAACAGCAGAAUUGAUGAGCCUUAUCACUGUGGAAAUUCUUGUCUUUCAAUUUGUAUGAUUUCUUAUCCAUUGGCAAAGUACCAAGUAUCCAACCGCAACAAUAAUGGCUGUCAGGUAGCAUGCAAGCCCUGAAAAAUGGCAAAAGGAAUGGAAAGUGGAGUUGCUUCUGGACAUGGCUCCAUUACAAGCUAUAUAUGCUAGACUAUUGUUGCUUUUAUAAACAUUUAUUGACUUUCUGAAACAUUGAUCAUUUCGUGCCAUUUGGAUGUGGCUGUGGCACCUGCAUUGAGCCCCUAUUCUUUUCUUACUUGCUUGAAAUACACUGAUAAAAAGGGGGAAAAACAUACUUUAAAAUAAACAGAACAAUCCACGGACAUGAAAAAUUCGUUAGACUGGUUAGUUAUGUUGCACCUGUUCACUACUACUCAUUCCCUCUAACAAUGGUGCAAGAAGUUUGCUGCACAUAAUUGCAAGAAGUUUGUUGCAGCUCUUCCUUACAAUGGCUAAAUGAUCCUUGUGCCACCCUAGAUUUACAAGUAUGCAUUAACUUGCCUACUUUUAAACAGCACUGCCAUGCCGACUUGCGUAGCGAUCAGUGCUCAAACGACAUUGUUAAAAGGCUUUGAAAGAUGUGCACCAACAUUGGUGUGCGAGCUACCUUCUGUGAAAGUGUGAACUCAUUAUAUGCACUGUCUACCAAUGUUCACUUUGCCAGCCACAGUUUGUCUUGCGUGGCACCACAUAUGCAUGGGCAGCUAAGAGUUGUGUUGGUUGGUGGCACAACAUUCCAGUGGCUUAAAUAAUUUGUGAAUUACAAUACUGCCAGACGAAUUUGUGGCCUUAUUUUCCGCAUGAGCUUUUGCGUACUUGGAGCUACAGCACUUUUUCAUCUAUGGCAACGUAGCUGUAAUCCUCUUUUUUUUUUUUUCAUGAAUUGUUCGUACCCGAGUGCAGUUCACCCGGUGCUUAUAGCAGUACUUCAUAUGCCUGCAGAAAAAGCAUGACAUUUCCUCUGGAGUUCUUGCGUUCCUUUUGUUCUGUCAUGGAGUUUAUGUGUAAAUGCUCAAGUUACUACGAGUGGAAGCUUUUGUAGCCGCUUGAUAUGCCACAGUCACUGGCAGUAACCAUUUUCUAUAUUCAUGCUGGUGUAUGUGUAUUAGAUACGAGGAUAUAGUCUUUUGACCCAGCAGUGAAAGUGAUUUUAUAGAUGCUGUUUUGAAGUCACUGUUUGAAUGUGUUGGUGGCAAGUGUGGAGGCAGUCAUGCCGUACAAGAUUGAUAACAUCUUCAUUAAGGUUGUUGGGCGGGCAUUGGUUUUUCACUCACAAAUUAGCCUUUGCACAUAUUGCUAUGUAAUCAUGCAAUCCACAUAACAAUCAAAAUUAAAAAGUUCCUUUUUUUUCCUUCUUUUUUGUAGUCCGUUGACAGUUCGGUGGUCGGCAUCCCUAAACACGAUCUUGUACAUUACGAGAUAUCCCUGUGAAUCAAACUUUAUACACUUGAGGUAAAGUAAGAGCAGAUUUUUUGUUCAUAGCACAAUUCUGCACUUUGUAUUGCACUAGUUGUACAGAGCCUAAAAAGUGAAUGUUGAUUGCCCGCUGGGAACGUGCUUUUGCAACGUGCUUCAAAUGCAUCCAUUGGAAGCUUAAAGCAUAAGAGUACGUUAUCCUGUCGUUAACUUUUCCUUGUGCGGCUCCCAGUGCAGUAGUUUUGUACAUAUUUAGUGUUUUACACUUCAGCUAGGGCAGGUUUUAUGCUGUAAAAAAAAAAAGUGUAGUAAGCGACAGCUUUUAGGAUAUCAUUGUUUUAUUUUUUACUUUGAACCUUAACUUCUGCAUACUGUACCACAGACAAAUCUGACUUCUUGGAUGCGGUGACCAUCUUGCAAAGCUGUAGGUAGCUGUUGUUCGUCACCUUGAGUGUGUUGCUGUAAUUUUCAAGGGUCUGUACCUGUUUCGUCCAGAGGCGUGAUUGUUGGUUGAGAGCCCUUCCACGUGUUAGAGCACUGUUAAUACUUGAAUGUUUGUUCUUUAUAUUAAAAAACAAAACAAAAACAGACUUGCCCAUAUUGUGGAGGCGAGUGGUGCAGGUGAUGUGUUAUACAUGAGCAGUCAAGUGAGCAGUAUGUCUUGCUUGUCUCAUAACCAUUGCAAGUGUACUUGUUGUUCUGUGUAUAGUUUAGGGCUUUUAUUUUUCCCCCUACUUGGCCCACACUUUUUUUCUCUGUUUUGAGCAGGCAUCCCAACACAGCUCAGGUGAAAUCUGCACCAAUGCAAAGCAUUUAGAAUCUCGUUCAGGCAGCUUGGUAGGAAAGUGAUUCGCAGCACAAGGCAUGCUCAGUGCUGACAUCACAAAAAAAAAAAAAAUGCAAACGAGGUGCAGAAGGAAUAGAUACAUGCUCGGCGCUUGGCUGUGGCACAAGUACUCCACUUGCUACAAGGCCUGGCUGAUCCAUAAGUUAUAACGAAUUGCCCACAUGUAAACUCCAGUUAAUUACUUUACUAUAGGUGCCUGUAAAGAACCCCAGAUUGUCAAAAUUAUUUUAAAAUCUACUGCAGCGUCUCUCAUAGCCGAAAUUUUCCUUUAGGUCAAUCCUUUGAAUCAGUUAGUCACUCUAGUAAGCUUACAGAUAAUGCUUGCAUAAAAAUGGCUUUCCAAAUGUACAUCCAAGGGCGCAGUUUUAUAACUUCAACUGUUACGUAUCAGAGAGGCAAGCCAACUUUAAGGCAUCCGACAGAGCAGGUCAUCUCAAGUCCAUAAAAUUUCGUUGAUUGAAGGUAUGUCUGGGCCAUAGUAAUAGUACUUGAUGUGAACGGAACAGGCUGCUGCUCUAUUCAGAUGCUGAGCAUGCUCUAUUGCUUGUGCCUUGUCUCAAGUUUAUCUUUCGCCAAGCCAACGCCUGUGGUACUACCGCAGUGCCACUCCUUUGCUUAGUUUCUCUUGACCAAGUUGACAAGUCCCAGCUGGUGAUCAUGCUCACAUUCCUUUGACCCUUCUUUAAAAAGCUUCGUACAGUCUGUGAAAUACAUUGUAUGUAGAAGUUGCUUGGUCUAUGUACUAUGAGCCUGUGCUGACUUUGCAGCGCAAUGGUGUUUCGAGGUGUAGGCAGCCAUCUGUUGAUUGGUGAAUUGACGGUUUUCUUUUCAGGUUGCUUUAGUGGCAGCUGAGUCACCAUAUCUCAUCCUUCUUGGCCAGUGGCAGUUAUGCAAGCUGCUGGCCAAUGGGGCUCUCUUAAGAUGUGCAAGACUGGCACAUUUUCCAUGUCUGUGCAGUGUAUUUCAAGCUUUUUUUUUUUUCUUUAGUUUGUUCUACACCCCAACCGGUGAGUAGGCACCAGUGAAAAGACAUACAGUGGCACAACCCAAAACAUUAUCACUGCCAGAAUCAUUCUACUGGGAAUGUGGCACAAUACAUUUUGCUCACCUCCUUGUCUUUGUUUUCAUUGUGGAAACAGUGUCAACAGGUUCUCUGUACUAGUUGUUACAAAAUAAAGGAAUGUCUAUUCAACCCUG